Molecule: messenger RNA, 1872 nt
Organism: Lolium rigidum
Lineage: Eukaryota; Viridiplantae; Streptophyta; Magnoliopsida; Poales; Poaceae
Product: aspartyl protease family protein 1-like
Exons: 5
Coding region: 81-1661 (526 amino acids)
Biological process (GO): proteolysis
Molecular function (GO): aspartic-type endopeptidase activity
Source: RefSeq, a predicted model, not a curated record
UCUUUAAGCUCGACGAUGCUGCCGCCGCGUGCACCAACCGCGCUCCUCUUGCCGUCCCAGCACGCCUCCCCCUGCUCACCAUGGCUCGCUCCACCACCACUGCCUGCCUGCACCUCGUCGCCGUCGCCACGGUGCUCGCCGCUCUCGGUGAGGCGGCAGGGAUCGGGUUCGACCUCCACCACCGGUCCUCCCCCGUGGUGAAGCGGUGGGCCGAGGCGCGGGGCCACCCGGCGGCCGCGUGGUGGGACGAGGCGCAGGGCUCGCCGGAGUACUACUCCGCGCUGUACCACCACGACCGCGCCCACAUAGCCCGCCGCGGCCUCGCCGACAGCGGGAAGGGCCUCCUCACGUUCGCCGACGGCAACAUCACCUACCAACUCGACGGAUCGAUCCACUACGCGGAGGUGGCCGUGGGCACGCCGAGCGCGACGUUCCUGGUGGCGCUGGACACCGGCAGCGACCUCUUCUGGGUGCCCUGUGACUGCAAGCACUGCGCGCCCAUGGACAACAACGCGUCAACGCCAGGUGUUGCGCUCCGGCCGUACAGCCCCGGGAAGUCGUCGACCAGCAAGCCGGUGGGCUGCGGCCACGCGCUCUGCGACCGGCCCAACGCCUGCAACGCCGUCAACAGCAGCUGCCCGUACACCGUCAGGUACGUCUCCGCCAACACCUCCUCCUCCGGGGUGCUCGUGGAAGACGUGAUCCACUUCAGCCGGGAACGGGAGAGCGUCGUCGGCGGCGAGCCGGUGGACGCGCCGGUGGUGUUGGGGUGCGGGCAGGUGCAGACGGGCGCGUUCCUGGACGGCGCCGCCGUGGACGGCCUGCUGGGCCUCGGCAUAGAGAAGGUUUCGGUGCCGAGCGUGCUGGCCGCCGCCGGACUCGUCGCCUCCGACAGCUUCUCCAUGUGCUUCAGCCCGGACGGCCUCGGCCGCAUCAACUUCGGUGACGCCGGCCUCCGCGGCCAGGCGGAGACGCCCUUCAUCGUCAGCAACAGACACCCGACGUACAACAUCAGCGUGACGGGGAUGAGCGUGGCGGGGGAGGCGGUGGCGGCGGAGUUCACCGCCGUGGUGGACUCCGGCACGUCCUACACCUACCUCAACGACCCGGCCUACACGGACCUGGCCACCAGCUUCAACUCCCAGGUCCGUGAGAAGAGGGCCAACCUCAGCGCCUACAUCCCCUUCGAGUACUGCUACGAGGUGACCAGCGGCCAAACGAAGCUGUCCACGCCGGUGGUGACCCUCACGACCGGUGGCGGAGCCGUGUUUCCGGUUAAGGAGCCCUUCGUCAUCAUCGGCGGCCAAACUAGCGACGGCCGGGUCGUCGUCCUCGGCUACUGCCUCGCCGUGCUAAAGAACGACAUCACCGUCGACAUCAUUGGCCAGAACUUCAUGACCGGCCUCAAGGUGGUGUUCGACAGGGAGAGGUCCGUCCUCGGCUGGCACGAGUUCGACUGUUACAAGAACGUGACGAUGGAGAACGACGGCGCGGCCCCCGGGCCGACGUCGGCGACUCAAAUACAGCCGCGGCGGAGCGAAUACCCCGGCGCGGCGCCGGUGUCCCCGAGGCAGCCCGGGUCAGGCGGCAGCCGCCGUGCCCUCGGAGGCCGACUCGCCUUCGCCCUCACGCUGCUGCUUCCCCUCCUGGCCGUGGUCUGACGGGAGAAGCGGUGUACAUAUUUAAAAGUUGGGCUUGAAUUUUGAUGUACAUUCAUACACCACAUACAGUAGGUCGUUCAUUUAUAGAAUGAGUUUUACUGAUUGAUUUGUAAGUGUUCUACGGCUUUGUACCAGGAUCACAGUGGCGAGGCUCAUGUGCCGUGUAUUUAAUUUUUGCGCGAGUGUGCCCUGCUAAAGAUUUCUAUACACA